This is a messenger RNA of Folsomia candida, 1127 nucleotides long. RefSeq lists its product as uncharacterized. The coding region runs from base 450 to 791 and encodes 113 amino acids. NCBI's taxonomy places the organism in Eukaryota, Metazoa, Arthropoda, Collembola, Entomobryomorpha, Isotomidae. The transcript is spliced from 3 exons. The record is from RefSeq and is a predicted model, not a curated record.
UGCGUAUUCAGUUCAGGAUGGUUUAGGGCGAACGAAGCAAAGCACAGGGAAAUAAAGUUUGGAGUCACGGAAUAAUAAAGCCCCGAUAUUUUGUCUUGUUAUACUUGUUGCAACGUAUACUUCCGUCCAGCCAAGCUCUGUGAAUCAUCGUAAAAUAGAAGGAUAGACAUAUUAAAGGAACAAGGCAGCUGCAUCGCAAGGACGAAAUACUAGGAUCCCUUUAAAAAUAAGUGCACCCAACCAUCCAGCACCACCGAAGGACGCGUCCCUUCUGCAUCUGCCAUUCCACGAGCAAUCCACCCACCAUUGAACCCACACACAUUCGUUCAUUACAUAAAAUCUCAAUCCCACUUCCAGCUUAAGUGCAACGACGACACGGACUUUUCUAAUACUCAAAUCUAAGUUUUUUUCGUUUUAAAUUUAUUUUAUUUCUGCAAAAGUUUAAAAUCAUGGCUGUUCUCCACGAUCUAAGCGAAUCGUUUAUAUUCCUCCCAAUUUUGGUGGCCUUUCUUAUUCUAGGACUUGUGAUUGCUAUCGUCUCAGUAAUUCGUAGGCAGCAGAGGAUACGAAGGAAUGAGCGAUUAUCUGACACCUUCCUCCCACCAUUUGUUGGAGGGAAGAUUCCCAAGGAGGAAACGUACGUAGUUCCACGAGACUGGAAGCCGAGUAUGAACAAUCGCGUCUACGCCCCGCUUUCAAUCCCCAUCGAGGAGCCACGGUCAUCCUCGUCUCAGAAAUUCGUCCAGUCAAUCAUUCACGUUCUUCCGCCUCGUUCCUCCGACUUUGUUUAACAACAGUGCAAACAGAAGGCUGCGGCGUUUCCUGUCAACUUGGGGAAAUAUUUGUAAUGAGUUCCUUAUCUAUUAUUUAGUCGCACAUAAGAUGUCGGACGUACAUAUGAACAAAUAGUGUUUGUUGAGCUUAAAACAACUCGGAGGCAGCUACUCUCGAUAAAUAUUUACCUAAAUAUGUAUGCGAGAUUUUAGUGAUGAGGAUGUACACAUUUCUUGUUUGAUUGUCAUGUUAUCAUUUCCACUACGUGUAUGUAUACUGGAAGCAUUCUAUCUUUCUUACAUUUUACAUGUUGUAAAACUAUAUGUUAAAAAUAAAUCUUAAUUUAUAAAUUG